Molecule: messenger RNA, 675 nt
Organism: Oikopleura dioica
Lineage: Eukaryota; Metazoa; Chordata; Appendicularia; Copelata; Oikopleuridae
Source: the annotation of a GenBank genome assembly
AUGGUGUUGGAGAAUUCCAACUCCGUUUACAUGGCGUCCAUGCUUUCCACAGCGGAUUGGGUCAUGCUCUGUGCUUACUUUGUUGCAAUGGGUGGCAUGACCUUUCUUGCGUACAGAAAACAAAAAGAUCAGGACAACUCAGACGGUUACUUUCUGGGAGGUCGCACGAUGAACUGGGCGGUGGUCGGUUUAUCCCUCUUCGUGUCGAAUAUCGGAUCCGAGCACUUGAUCGGCUUAGCGGGAUCAGGUGCGUCGUCAGGCAUUUCAGUCGCGUCGUAUGAGCUGAACGCGGUUAUUAUUCUCCAACUGCUCGGCCACGUAUUUGUGCCUGUUUAUAUCGCUUCCGGAGUGACCACUUUGCCCGAAUACCUCGAGAAGAGGUUAAAGAGUAGAAGAUUGCCCGUGGUGUUUUCAAUUAUGUCGCUGGUCAUGUAUGUUUUAACGAAGAUUUCUGUGAACCUUUAUUCGGGCUCAAUAUUCAUGGAAAUGGCUCUCGGCUGGAAUAAAAUGGCCUCUUGCGGACUGUUGCUUAUUCUGACUGCUCUUCUGACCGUGGCUGGCGGACUGUCCGCAGUUAUGUAUACAGAUGCAGCUCAAGCUUUCAUCAUGGUAACGGGAAUGGUUCUAAUGACCGUUUUAUCGUGGAGACAUACCGGAUUGAGCAGCAUUGAGUAA